GAUUUCUAUGUAGGCUCAGGGAAGGGAGCAAGUCAACUUAUUCAAAGCCCUCUGAGCAUCAGCCUCCCAUUUAGCAUAUUCUGCUUCUCUCUCUUUUAUCCUGCAGGCACCAGCACUACUGGGGAAGGCACAUCAGUUUGCCGCUCAAGGAGGUGGAUUUGGCAGUGCCUGGACUUGGGCUUGCAAGGACACUCUUUUGCUAUCUAGGGAAAUUGGGAAUUAUUUCCUUGGUACCAGCAGGAAAAAAGUUUUCUACAGACAUGUCAUUGGAAAUGACUGCCUUACAGCUGGGAUUCUGUCAAUAUAUCCUAGUGCAGUUGAGAUGCAUACAUGUGGCUUAUUCCAACAGGUGAGGGGAAACACUCCCUUGGGGGAAUCAUUCGAAUUUUUAUCUAAGAAACCCUCCUCGAGACCCUUAUGUAGAGUACAUGUUUGGAAAUGUCAAGCUGGAAAGAAGAGACCUCACAGAGCCCAAAGCAUAGCUUUAACCAAUACUUCUACUGCACAGUUUGUCUUGUAAGGUAUAUGCCAGGAGCUUUGUUUCCAUGAAAGGCAUGAACAUUUUACAAACUGUCACAUUUUAAUUCUGAAUAAUAAAAAGAAGAAAAUGAAAGCUAUGAUUAUAUAUUGCGUAUGGGCAAAUGAAGAGCAGCAUUUCACACGCAGGGCCAUCACAGCAUUUUAUCUGGAAUAUCAGUCCACAAUUCAAGGGCUAUGAGAUCAUUUUAUUCCAGUACAUGGAGACAGGUUUGGUACUAACAUCACACUACGAUUAACUGAAAUAAACAAAAGAAGUAAUUUCAACUCAAGCAAUGACUGAAGCCUAUUUUAAAUACAGAGGAAACCGAACUAUCUUUGUUCAGCAAUUUCCCACAGUAACAACAGAGGCAACCCCUACCACUGCAGAUAAAUAUUCCACCUUGUACAUGUACGUGGGCUUAUUUCUUGGACUCCUAGCCAUGCUGCUUUUUUUGCUGUUCAUUAUGCUUUUACGUAUUAAACAUGUCAUCUCACCCAUCACUCCUAAUACAGAGAGCACAGACAACAUGCCACAGUUCACUGACCUGGAAAUGCAAGGCAGGCCACCCAAUACCUAAUGGAUAUGUGGGAAGAUGGAUUGUAUUGCAGAAAAAUCAACAGAACUAAGAAGCAGUAGUAAGGCUUGAGCUGCUGCAAGUGAAAAAUAUGCACUAAUAAAUCUGGCUUUGCUACAAGCA
This is a messenger RNA of Xenopus laevis (African clawed frog), 1217 nucleotides long. It is a transcript of the gene sertm2.S, whose product is annotated as serine-rich and transmembrane domain-containing 2-like. NCBI's taxonomy places the organism in Eukaryota, Metazoa, Chordata, Amphibia, Anura, Pipidae. The transcript is spliced from 3 exons. The coding region runs from base 813 to 1097 and encodes 94 amino acids. The record is from RefSeq and is a predicted model, not a curated record.